Penicillium verrucosum is the source of this 1683-nucleotide messenger RNA. Its product is annotated as amino acid permease/ SLC12A domain-containing protein. Lineage: Eukaryota; Fungi; Ascomycota; Eurotiomycetes; Eurotiales; Aspergillaceae. The transcript has 3 exons. Gene Ontology annotation, biological process: amino acid transmembrane transport. Gene Ontology annotation, molecular function: amino acid transmembrane transporter activity. Gene Ontology annotation, cellular component: membrane. The record is from RefSeq and is a predicted model, not a curated record. The coding region runs from base 1 to 1683 and encodes 560 amino acids.
AUGACUAUCAAUUUUCCACUGAACCGCAAUCCUAGCUCCAGCGAGGCAGACCUCGAGUCAGGAGAUGAUGGGCUAAUGAAGCAAAAGCCUUUGCCUGACAAGCACUCAACACCCGAUAUUGCCAACGCAGAGCUCAGAAACGUCCAAUUCGGCAACGUCCAACGAGAGCUGAAGGCUCGACAUGUCACAUUCAUUGCCCUCGGCGGAAACCUAGGCACAGGCCUAUUUCUCGGUAUUGGACAUGCACUUCGGACUUCCGGCCCUCUGUCACUCUUUCUCGGUUACCUCACUGCUAGUAUCGCUGGUUUCAUGAUGAUGAUGGCUUUGGGAGAAAUGGCCGCCUGGCUUCCUCUCCCAGGUGCAAUCCCCCAAUUUUGUGCUCGAUACGUGGACGACGCACUUGGGUUUGCAGUGGGCUGGAACACCUGGUUCACGGCGGUGAUUACAUUAUGUGCCGAGAUAUCGGCUGCAUGCAGUAUAAUUCAGUUCUGGUCAGGUGCAGACGAGGUCAGUAUUGCCGUGUGGAUUGUGAUUCUGAUCAUAGUCUUGGUGGCCCUGAAUAUCUUUGCUGUCAGUAUCUUUGGAGAAUUUGAAUUUGCAUGUGCAUGUGUCAAACUUUGCGGCAUUAUCGGCCUGCUGCUGGUGACCCUCUGCAUUGACCUUGGUGGUGUACCGGGACAGCCACGACUUGGGUUCCACUACUGGAAAACAGAUGGUAUCAUGAAGGAAUAUAUUGGUACCGGGACCAGUGGUCGUUUCCUUGGAUUCUUCUAUACCUUGGUCAACGCUCAAUUCGCUAUUAACGGCUGUGAGACUGUGAUCGUUGCCGCCGGUGAGGCUGAGAAUCCACGUCGAAAUAUCCCCAGGGCAAUCAAACGCGUCUUUUGGCGGCUUCUGCUCUUUUACGUCCUUGCUGCGCUGGCUAUUGGAAUGGUAUGCCCUAGUAAUAACGUUAAUUUGAUGGGGGGCAGUGGUUCUUCGAGUGCUCAGUCACCUUGGGUUAUUGCGGUCAACCUCGCUGGUAUACAGGCCUUGCCGUCCAUCAUCAAUUCCUUGAUCUUGAUUGCAGCUAUUUCAUCGGGCAACUCCUAUGUAUUUAUGGGGACCAGGUACCUAUAUGCUCUCGCGCUGAAUAACCAGGCCCCGAAGAUCUUCCUUCGCUGUACGAAGAAAGGAAUCCCAAUCUGGUCUCUUCUAGUGACAAUGAGCAUCUCUCUUCUGUCCUUUUUGUCAAUGGGAUCUGGCUCGAGCACAGCAUUCCAGUGGUUCCAAAAUUUAGCCACAGUCGCAACCUUAUACACAUGGUGUUCCAUCUGCGUUGCCUAUAUCCGCUUCCGUGCAGCCCUCAAGGCGCAAAAUGUCGACAAAGCGUCCAUUCCACUCUCAUUCAUUCUCCAGCCUUACUCUACCUAUAUUACACUAGGAUAUCUCUGCAUUGUGGCAUUCUUCAACGGGUUCGAUUAUAUCGCAGGCGGCUGGAAUACACCGGGAUUUGUCACAUCCUAUAUCGGCUUCCCGCUCUUCUUUGGCUUCUUCUUCUUUUGGAAAUUUCUCAAGAAGACGCGAUGGAUCCCAUCGGAAGACGCUGACCUGUUCAGUGGAAAGGCCGAACUUGAUGAAAUUGAAUGGCCAAUGAAGAAGCCUAGGAAUGUUUUGGAAUCGGUUUGGCUACGGUUCAUUUGA